Molecule: messenger RNA, 1803 nt
Organism: Hyalella azteca
Lineage: Eukaryota; Metazoa; Arthropoda; Malacostraca; Amphipoda; Hyalellidae
Gene: eIF2Bgamma
Product: translation initiation factor eIF-2B subunit gamma
Exons: 10
Coding region: 177-1607 (476 amino acids)
Biological process (GO): cytoplasmic translational initiation; biosynthetic process
Cellular component (GO): eukaryotic translation initiation factor 2B complex; guanyl-nucleotide exchange factor complex
Molecular function (GO): guanyl-nucleotide exchange factor activity; translation initiation factor activity
Source: RefSeq, a predicted model, not a curated record
UUGCUUUUAUUUCUUGCCCCAGAUAUCCUCACUGCUUUUAAAACAUUUAGUAUUCAAAUUUAUUUCUGUGUUCUGCAUCUUUAGGUUUCCCAUUAUAUAUUUUUAUAACUUACCACUGGCAGCUGUAUUUAUUAAUUAUUUCAGUGAAUCAAAGCUUAUAAUUUUAGUGGGUAAACAUGCCUAGUGAAAUAACUACAGUGAGUGCUCCAGACACAAAUGUCCCACAUGCCGGGAGCACAGAAGUGGACUCCUGCAGGCGUUUCAAAAUUCGACAUAACAUGGGAGCUAUAAAAUCAGCACAAGCUGUGGUUUUAGCAGCUGGCUCAGGUUCCAGGAUGACAACACUUGUGAACAAUACUCCCAAAUGUUUCUUACCUAUUGCAUCCAUCCCAAUGCUGUACUAUCCACUAUACAUGCUUCAGUCCUCUGGUUUUGAAGAAUGCAUAGUUGUGGUGGACUCAAGUCAAGUGUCAGCAGUUUCUGACAUGGCACAGGAACUCGGUCUCACAAUCAAGCUCAGACUCUUCUCUGAUUCUGAAGAGGACAGAGGAACUUUAGACUCAUUGCGCCACAUUGCUGAUGCUUUCGAGGAGGACGUGGAGGACAUGCUCAUCGUGAGCAGUGACCUGGUGUCAGACAUUAACAUGGAGGACAUGCUGCUGACUCACCGUUACCAGGGAGCUGCCCUCACCGUCCUCACCACUCGCCUCAAUAAAGAGGCCUUCACUGACGUUCCUGGCCUCAAGUCAAGGAGUAACAUAGGACCUGAUCUGGUGCUGGAGAGCGUCACGGAGAAGCGUCUGGUGGGGAGCGUGUGUGGGGGGGACUACGAUGAACACGUCACGCUGCCCCACCACGUCACCCGACUGGGGGCCGUCACCGUUGCCAUGGACAUCGUCGACGCCCAUGCUUACGUCAUCAGCGGCAAGCUCUUCAGGGAAUAUAUCCUCAGUGACAAGUUCCACAAAAAUCACAAUGUUGAUCUAUACUUCGUACAAGAUCUCUAUAUGGCAGAUUUCAAGUACGAGCGUGCAGUGUCGUCCAUUCUGGAGCCGUUCGCCUCCCUAGCGCUGUCCCGUAACCGCAGCGCCAUUCAGGGCCGCCACUCGCAGUGCUGGCCCCACAGUGCCGGCGGCCGCGCCUGCUACGCCUACAUGUACACAGAGGGCGUCUGUGUGAGGGCGAACACCAUCCCUGCUUACUGGUACCUCAACACCAAGAUUCCGGCCGUGCUGUCCGUGUUGUGCCCAGAGUGCCCCGUGCGGGUGGGCGACUACAGCACCAGCGAGCUUCAGCCCAAGGCCGUCGUGAAGGGCAACACGCUGCUAGGCAGGGGCUGCAGGCUCAGCGACCGCACCACCGUCGCCGACUCGUGCCUCGGCCGCAACUGCAGCGUCGCGCCAGGCUGCCGCGUCACCAACUCCGUCCUGCUCGACGACGUCGCCCUCGAACCAGGGACCAUCUUGGACGGCAGCAUCGUUAGCUGCACAAUUGAUAAGGAAAAGUGCACCAUCAAGAAGAGCAUCGUGGCUUCAGCACGCACUCUGCACGCGGAGAGCGUGGUCACGGGCAACACUCUGGAGGCGACUCAGUUUUUCAGCGCGUGAUGAGCGACACUCGCUGUUGGUGGCCGCUCUUAUUCACCGUACUCACGGUUGUCUACGUCAUUCGUAUCUUCUGCUGCUUUAUUUCUUUCAUUGCUUCCAUUCAUAUCUUCUGCUGCUUAAUUGUCUUGCCCUUUAGUGUAGGCAGUCAUAAAUUAUUCAGAUAACUCAUCAAUAAUAUAAUACAUAUACGACAACG